UAUGUUUUUAAACUGAUAAUCUGAAUAAGAGGACAAGGUCAAAACACUUCAUAAUCUAAUUGGAUACAUACAAAGAUUUCAUUUCGACUAGAUGGUGCGUUAUCACUUUGCAAUGACGAGUUUUGAAAAGUGUCAUACAAUAUUUGAUUAGUUCUGUUCUAGUGUUAUUGUUAGUGACACUCACCAUGAAGGGUGCAAAAGUGGUAGACUUAAAAGUGUGUGGUGUUUGUGGUGACAAGGCUUUGGGAUACAAUUUUAACGCGAUAACAUGUGAGAGUUGCAAAGCAUUUUUUAGACGCAAUGCUCUCCUUCAAAAACCAUUGAAAUGCCCAUUCAACAACCAAUGUGAUAUUACAACUCUAACUAGAAGGUUUUGUCAGAAAUGUAGACUGGAUAAGUGUUUAUCUAUAGGUAUGUGCAAGGAUUUGAUAAUGUCAGAGCAAGAUAAGGUAGCGAAAAGACAGAAAAUAGAAGAAAACCGUGCCAAAAGAGAGAAUAUGGGGAAACAGAAACAAAAUUUUAAGAGGGUAAAAAGGGAGUACGUAGAACCAGAUUCGCAAAGUUUUGAAAAUCAGUCAAAUACGGAUUCAGAUUCAAAUUAUACAAGUGCAGAUGUAACAUCACCAGCACAGGUUACAAGUGAUUAUACGAAUUUGUCAAUAGAUUCUUUAGAAGACAGUGAGUCACCGAUUGAUAGGUAUAAUUCUUCUGACGACUACACGAAUACAAAUAAUAACACACCGGAACCUAAAAAGGAAGAACAUGUCUCACAGUCGAAAUUAGCCGACAUUACUUGCUCAAAUAGCAAUAUCUCCAGCUCAAUACCACGUACUAAUUUUACGAGUGAUAUAAGUAAUCAUAAUAGCCCCGACAGUUGUAAUACCAGUGUUGAUAUAUCUCAGGUCAUACACGACGUCCACAGUGUUCGAUCAGAGGAAAAUAAUCCAAUAGAAUCAGUUCUGUGCGAAGCGAUAAAACUAGAAUUCCAAGCGUUUUCCUCGAUACCACAGAGUCCUUCGAAUUCCCGAGAGUUAAACGACGCAGAGAGGGCGAAACUCAACGAACUCAUAGUCGCCAACAAAGCCUUCUUGAUGCCGAUCGACGAAGAAUUUGAAAACUUAGCCGGGGUGACCAAAUUUGAAAAUUCUCGACACAAGAUGGACACAACUGCCUUACUCGAUGUUAUCAAUCUGACGACAAUCUACGUUAGGAGGUUAAUAAAGAUGGCGAAGAAAAUCGGAGCUUUCCGAAACAUGUGCCAAGAAGACCAAGUCGCGUUGUUGAAAGGAGGGUGUACGGAAGUGAUGAUGGUCAAAAGUGCAAUAUACUAUGAUACCAAAAUACAAAGUUGGGAGAUUCCACACACGAGCGAAAAAUUCAUGGUAAACUCAAAAAUACUGAAGCUAAUCAAUAAAGGAAACGUAUAUAACGAACACGAAACGUUUAUUAAAACGUUUAGUCCUCUUUGGAAAGGCGAUGAAAAUAUUAUUCUAAUACUAUGUAUGAUUCUUUUGUUUUCGCCAGACAGGCCGAAGGUCGUACAUCAGGAUGUGAUAAAACUAGAACAGAAUGCAUAUUACUACCUUCUGAGAAGGUACCUCGAAAGCAUCUACCCCGGAUGCGAAGCUAAAUCAGUUUUCUUGAAGCUAAUGCAAAAACUUGGUGACGUGAGAAGAGUCAAUGAGGAACUAAUCAGCGUCUACUUAAAUAUCAAUCCUACAGACGUAGAACCCCUAUUGAUUGAAAUAUUUGAUUUGCAUCGUUAGCAAAGAUAUUAUACUAGGUAACAUUUUCUAGAAGAAGUCGAGAUAUUGUUUCAUGUAACUGAAACGGUGAGAUCAUUCCUUUAAACGAAUUUAGUCUAUUAGUUUUGUCAAGUCGAUUGACGUUCAGGCGAUAGGAAGAAAGAGGUUUAUGUAGAAUGCUAGUCAUGUGGAGGACUUCGUCUGUAGAAUUAUUUCGUGAGUCAGUGAAGUUGCAAAGAGGUAAAAUAUCUCAUUUGGCCACCCGUUACAGUCAAAUAAAAUAUUCAUUUGUGCCAUUUUAAUCUAUAUUGAUUUCGUCUGUUACAUUUUCCUUUCAGGAAUCAAAAUUAUCUAUACAAAUUAUGUAGAAUUAUAUUUUAAGUAUUUCAGAAACAUUUUUUACGUUUACUUAUAACAUCCUUUUCAAAAAUUGUUCCUAUGAUCCAAAAAGUCUCAAAAAUCAAUCCAAUAACGUGAAAAUCCCUUCACAAGAAUGGUGUAAAAUAAAUUACACUUCAAUGGCACUAAUACAGCAUAUCAGCGCCAUCUAUAUCUCGGAUCAACAAUUUCAACUUGUUCUUUUGCCAAGGGGAUUACUCCAGUAAUCCCCUUGGCUUUAAGAUGUUGAAGGUUAUGUUUUAUGCUAAGACAAUUUAGUCCUAAAACGAGUUUAAAUCAUAGACGUAUAUAUGAGCAUAUACCGAGCAUGCAGGCAGCGCGUACUGACGACAAAAUCUCUUGAGCUUGUUCGUUCUGUCUCUUUCUAGCACAUUGUGUUGAGUCACUUACGUAUUUAUAUUUCCCUCCACUUAAGGGGUGAAAAUUUUGAAAUUUCCAAUUUUUUAUUAUUUUAAAUGAAAGUACAUGACUUUAAGAACACUCUCUGAAAAUUUCAGUUUGAUAGGAGGAAAAUUACCGGAAAUACAGCAUGUUGAGUAUCCCUACCUUCGACUCACUUUGCAGCAGAUUCGCGCGCUUGAGUGUAGUGAGAAUCGUUCAACAGCUGUUCACCUUCUCUUUUGUAAAUUACUCACCGAUUCAAAAACAUAUUCCCGUGUGCAUCACUUUACGAUUUGACAUACAAAGAAGAAAUUGAAAUUAAACGUUGUCAAAACUGUAAACGCGUUUUUCUCGAAACUGCUUUUUUAAAUGCGGUGGAUAUUGUAACUCAAAAACUACUUGACUGAUCAACCUGAAAUUUUGCAUAGAUUUUCUUUAGACAUUUUUUUAUAAAAAAUUUCGUUAUUUUGACUUCGGAGUGAUACCAAAAAGUCAAAAAUCGUUAAAACUAAAAAACUUUAGCGUUAACCUAAAAAAGCGUUACCUCGAAAAACUCAUAAUAGCUAAUAAAAUCUUUUUUGAUUUUUUGUUUCGCAUGAUCUAAUGACAAGUUCUGAUGCCCACCGUAAAAUCCAUUUUUUUUAGUUGUUUGUAAAAAUUUGCCACCGUUGGCUUAUUUUUCAAUAUUUUGCCUUGCAAUUUUUUUAAUAUUCUUUGAAUAUUAAUUUGUUAAUAGAGUCUUUUUCAUGUGCAUUUUUCAGUGAGUCACAAAUGAUAGAAAAAAAAGUCCGUGAUAAUACACAUUUAUGACAUUUAUUCUAACAUGACAUUUUAGUUAAAUCUGACAGUUGUCAUAUUUUAUUUGUAAUUUGGCAUAAAAACAAAUCAAUUGUGUUUAGUGCAUGGUAUUUUCUUUUAUUUGUUUAGUCUUAUAUAUAUUGUACAGAUUAUUUUCGAGAUAUAUUAUAUAAUUCGUAAAUUUUUUUUUCGAUUAUAGCGCCAUCUAUCGACAACUAGAAUAACUAGAAUAAAUGUUAUAAAUGUCUGUAAUCACAGACGUGAAUUUUUUUCUGUCACACACAAUUUAAUGCGUUAGAAAGAAAUCGAAAAACUGUGACGCACUGAAAAAUGAUCAUGAAAAGGAAUCUAUAAUAAAAUAUGUUUAUUUAAUUUUAAAAUAAAAUAAUUUUACCAUAGUUUCAAAAAACAAUCACAAAAAUGUGUUGGAAAUGUUGAUUUCACACAAUAACCCCCAUCCCUUAAAAGAUACAGUCGUAGCUUUACUAUUUGUAAGAGUGAAACAGAACGAACAACGAAAAAAGGUGGUAUAGUCACUUAGCUCUACAGACUGCUCAGCCUGUGUUAAUAUAUACGUCUAUGGUUUAAAUAUAGUGUACAAAAUGUAGAAUACAUGUCCCAGUUGAUAAUGAUUUUGUAUAUAUUUCUGAGUUGAAAGCUUUAAGUUUGUAAUUACAAAGUAUUUUAUAUAAAAUAUAUUUUGUUGAAUCGUU
Molecule: messenger RNA, 4036 nt
Organism: Diabrotica virgifera virgifera (western corn rootworm)
Lineage: Eukaryota; Metazoa; Arthropoda; Insecta; Coleoptera; Chrysomelidae
Gene: Hr96
Product: nuclear hormone receptor HR96
Exons: 6
Coding region: 186-1766 (526 amino acids)
Biological process (GO): negative regulation of transcription by RNA polymerase II; cell differentiation; positive regulation of transcription by RNA polymerase II
Molecular function (GO): zinc ion binding; nuclear receptor activity; RNA polymerase II cis-regulatory region sequence-specific DNA binding
Source: RefSeq, a predicted model, not a curated record